This is a messenger RNA of Sycon ciliatum, 2530 nucleotides long. Its product is annotated as SET and MYND domain-containing protein 4-like. The coding region runs from base 51 to 2384 and encodes 777 amino acids. Gene Ontology annotation, molecular function: histone deacetylase binding. Gene Ontology annotation, cellular component: cytoplasm; nucleus. The transcript has 19 exons. NCBI's taxonomy places the organism in Eukaryota, Metazoa, Porifera, Calcarea, Leucosolenida, Sycettidae. The record is from RefSeq and is a predicted model, not a curated record.
AAUGAUUCGAAUGGCGAUUCACCUCAGUGUUUUUUUUGUAAGCUGCAAGGAUGGGCUCCAGCAAGCAAAGAGAAGUUUGCCUGCGUCAUAAGGACAUUGGGGACAAGGCUUUCUUAGCUAAGAAAGACAGGGAAGCUGUUCUCCAGUACAAUGUUGCUAUUCGGCAUGCUCGCACGAGCGAUGCUGAUCUGCAGAACCGCCAGCACAAGCACACCAGCCUACCGUCAGACAUUGAUAGGAGCAAGGCAACUGCUCUGGCGGCCGAUCUCCUGGCAUUGUGCUUGUCGAAUCGCUCUGCUGUACUUUUCCAGCUAGCCAUGUACAAGGAAUGCCUAUCUGACCUGCAGCUCUGUCUGCCGAUUGCACCAAAGAAUCUUCUCUACAAGCUGUUCCAUCGCUUGGCCAUGGUGUGCCUCAAGUUGAACGACAGUGCUGCUCAUGCAUCGAUAGCAAGACAAUGCUUGGAUGCAGCUCUGGAUCACCUCAAGUUUGCAGAGAAACUUAGUGACCAGCGCAAAGAUGAACUACGGCAGUCCUAUCUUAAAAUUCAGGAGAGAUCAUCGCCGAGUACAGGUGUAGCAGUUGGUAGCACACAUAGCGAUGGAAGAUGUGUUGAUCUGCACACUAUAUUGGCACGCUUACCAGCUAUAGUGGAUCGUAUGCGAUGUGACGAUACUGCUAUGAAGGAAGAUGUGGAAGUGGUGGAUCAGAAAGUCUUCAAGGAUCUGACUGUUUGCCAAGAGCAAUCUAGAGGCAGGUACAUUCAGGCAACUGCUGCCAUUCCAGCUGGGACAGUUCUGUGGCGUGAGAAGGCACUUGUGACCGACAUCAACCCUGAAACAAGUGGGGCACUGUGUCACAACUGUGCCAGGAGAGUCGUCGCAGUUGUACCAUGUCCAUACUGCUGCUCCAGUCAAUACUGCAGCGCUACCUGUCUGCACAAAUCAUGGAACAGCUAUCACUGGCUAGAGUGCUGGAUACAUCGCACGACAGACAUGCCUGUGCUGUCACAGGAGGCAAGAAUAGCCCUACGAGUAUUGUUGUCCACAAUUUGUCAUGGCUGUGAGAAGGGUGGCUUGGAAAGCAGCUUGUCCUCACCCGAUUCAGCACGUGAUGGUCCUAUCCCGUUAUGCAACUUCAAGCCGUCAACAUCUGAAGAAAAGCAACUGCUAGUGAAAUCACUCGUGACACAUGCCGAUCACCGUCAAGCUGCAGUUCAUGAGUUCAGGAAGGAAGCGGACCAAGUGGCUCGCUGUGUCAAUAGUGUAUUCCAACCAGGAAGACGCCUCUCCCCAGUGUGUGUGUACUCUGAAUACCUAGACCUAGCACCGUCUUUCAGAGACGUCCUAUGCAGCACAGAUACCAGCAGCAGCAGCAGCCGUGACAGGGGAGCCUCGUGCUGCAGCGAGAAUUGCACCGUGGACUCUCUAUCCAAGCACUUACUGCAUACCAUGCUCAUCCUGCAAUGCAAUGGCCAUGCCAUUACAGCCACUAUGACAGAGGCAGACUUAGCAGCGACGCAGGCAUCUUCAUCCGUACCGGAUAGUUCUCGUACUUUGCCGGUGGCGACAUUCGAUAACACCGCCGGCGCUGCUAUGAGCGGCGAAGCUAGUUGUUCAGUGGAGGCCAAGUCUCAAGUGCGUCUUGCUCUGGCCAUCUUUCCGCUGACCGCUUUGUUAAAUCACAGCUGCGUUCCGAACACUCUAGUCAGGUUCGACGGUAAUGUCAUAUCUGUUGUGUCAGACCGUGAUAUCAAUGCAGGAUGUGAGGUGACACAUUGCUAUGGAGUUGAUGCCAUUCGUUCUCCCGACACCGAUAAGCGCUCUCAGGCUUUGAGCAAGCAGUAUUUCUUUCAAUGCAAGUGCCUUGCUUGUGAGAAUGGUGAUGCAGCUGAAGAACGUCUGGCAGCCUGCUCAUCUGGGAUCAGUGCGGACCGCAUCAAACUGAUGUCGGCAGAGGUGGCUACAUUGAUGGACAGAGGCACUUCUUUGCGUGAUGCCGGCAAACUGACAGAAUCGGUGGAUUGUUUGCAGCGUGCCGUCACGUUGCAGCGUCAGUAUUUGCCGGAGAAUGACAUCAGCCUUGGCUAUACUCACGACUGCCUGGCCAAUGUCUUCUACCAGCUAGGUGAUUGUGCAACGGCUGUUCAACACAGCUCUCUCAGCCUAGCCGUUGUGCAGAGUGUCUACGGCAAGUACAGCAUGCAGGCCGCCAGUGAGCACUUCAAGCUGUGCCAGCUACUGUUCAACAGCGGUGAUGCCAGUCAAUUUCUUCAAGUAUCUGGAGAUGGUGUUGCUGUGAUGAAACAAGCGCUGGGUGACUCACACGACGACACGGUGGAACUCAUGGAGAUGAGAAGAUUUGUCCGUGCGUCUGCUCGAUGACAAUGACCAAUACCAAUCGACCGUGUUGCCUGCUGCACCGCCAAGUGCACUACCAGAGGAAGGUAGUCUCGUUAUCGAUCAUCUGCCUACUUCCGUUGCCGUUUUCACAGUGUUUGUGCAAUGACAGAUUACUAUGUGCAAAUCAA